Messenger RNA from Didymodactylos carnosus, 2157 nucleotides. Lineage: Eukaryota; Metazoa; Rotifera; Eurotatoria; Philodinida; Philodinidae. The record is from the annotation of a GenBank genome assembly.
UUUAUGCUUGUCGUCGCCAGUUGAUGAUGCCACCGUUCCAACGAAAUGGUGAAACCUUUUGCUAUUUCUGAUCGAUGAACGAUUGUGGCUUCGAUGUUCUUCACUUGUUUGAUUUGACCUUGGAUUGCGUUGCUAUUAGAAUUGGAGCUUGAAUUGCUACCGGACUUUUCCAAGAAGAGAUUUUUUGAUCAAAUCCAGUUGUUUUCUUGGGUUUUCUGAUACGCAAGCCAAAAAAGAUCAUCAGAAACGCGAGGAUCAACAAUGAUCCAUCGAACAACAGUAGCGGAAUAUAGAAAUUUCAUUUCACGUUUUUGAUUGAUAACAUAAUAAAACAACCUCACACCCAUCAGUUCGACCAUCAACCUCCACUCACCGUAACUGUCACGCUCAUCCUGCAAAAUGAACCUCUUUUGCGAUUUUCUUAGCAGACCUAAGGGUUUUUUUUGAUAGGUUUUGGAGUUUUUUGAUAUCUCUAAAAAGCUCUUUUAUCUUCUGGAAAUCGCUCAAAAAAACCCCCAAAACUACUGAAUUUAUCAAAAAACUACAAGGAUCCACCCCCAGACAGGUGGACUUUCCACGAAAUUUCAAAACGUGUCAGGGCUUUUUGAGUGUUCUUCCUGUGGCUCUUUUAGGGUUUUAUAAUCGAACCCGACUCCUUCGUCGAAUACCACGGUUUCUUGGCAGUUUUGUCGUUUUUUUUAUGGUUUUGGGGCUUUUAUGGUAUGUCCGAUGAAAAAACUCUUUUAUCUUUGAAAACUAACUGAAAAAUUCUUUUUCUCCAAACUUAUUUGCAGCGUAUAGUCGGCUUGUAUAGUCGUACUUCUUAAACACCACUACUUUGCUAUUACGUCAAACAAACACAAUAUCAAGCGAUGCUGAAUCAAAUUCUGCAUCCAACACACCCAAACAGAAAUGACUCACAUUUUCGAGGACGAAUCGAAGAUAGAAAACAACUAAAAUCUGGUGCUAACUUUACUUAUGUAGAUGAACCUAUGUCAAAAACGCUUGCAUGAAACCAUAAACCAACUUUCUCCUCGAAAACCGUUCCCAUGUACAUCCUUCGACUGAUAAAUCCUAAAAUAUUUCCAGCCGCAGUGGAAUAAAAUUUGAGUGCUUAUGAUCAAUCUGUUAAUUCCAAAGGAUUAUUAAAUUUACGUUUUAGCAACAACAUCCCAGGAUCAAAACUACGAGGGAGAAUUGGAGUAUGGCAAAAAGCACGGAAAAGGCGUUUACACGUGGCCUGACGGUCGCCGAUAUGAGGGACAAUGGAAAGAUGACAAGCAGCACGGAAAAGGCGUUUACACGUGGCCUGACGGUCGCCGGUACGAGGGGAACUGGAAAGACGACACGAAAGACGGAAAUGGUAUCGAAACUUUAACCGACGGCGAGCGGUAUGAGGGAGAGUGGAAGGAUGACAAGAAGAACGGAAAAGGCGUUCAGAUUUCGGCCAAUGGUACGGGGUUCGAAGGAGAGUGGAAAGAUGGCAAGAAGAACGGAAAAGGUGUUUACAGCUGGCCCGACGGUCGUCGGUAUGAGGGACAAUGGAAAGAUGACAAGCAGAGUGAAAAGGGCAUUUACAUUUGGCCCGAUGGCCGCCGGUACGAGGGAGACUUGAAAGGCGACGUGAAAGAUGGAAAUGGUAUCGAAACCUUGGCCAACGGCGCACGAUAUGAGGGGAAAUGGAAGGAUGGCAAGAAGAAUGGAAAAGGCCUCUACACCUGGCCCGAUGGCCGCCGGUACGAGGGAGACUGGAAAGACGAUAAGAGAAAUGGAAAAGGCGUUCUCAUCACGUCCAAGGGCAAUCGGUAUGAGGGAGACUAUAAAGAUGACGAGAUGACCGGAAAAGGCGUUUACACCUGGUCCAACGGCAAUCGGUACGAGGGAGACUUCAAAGACGGUGACAGUCAUGGAAAAGGCAUUUUCACCUCGUCCGACGGCGGUCGGUAUGAUGGAGAAUGGAAAGAUGACAAGAAGAACGGAAAAGGCGUGCAGACUUUACCCAACGGCAAUCGGUUCCAGGGAGAAUGGAAAGAUGGCACGAGGAACCCAACGGGCCGUCUCACCUACCCGAACGGCGCUUAUUCCCAGGGACACAUCAGCGACAACAUGCUGGAAGGAACAUACGGAGCCGUACAAUGGACUUAUACGUAUCAAUAA